AGUUCCUUUGAGUUCUCUUUUGCGGCCAUCAUAGUUGGCCGUUGCGAACGGUAUGAAUUGUGGCGUUACACGAAGAGGUGGGCGUUUCUUUUCCAAACCAACCUAUUCUUUUUCUUUUUUCCCUCACCUUGUGCAUAUGGAGUUUUCGUAAUGGCCCGGCUGGUCUUGUAG
Molecule: messenger RNA, 171 nt
Organism: Bipolaris victoriae FI3
Lineage: Eukaryota; Fungi; Ascomycota; Dothideomycetes; Pleosporales; Pleosporaceae
Exons: 1
Source: RefSeq, a predicted model, not a curated record